Cryptomeria japonica (Japanese cedar) is the source of this 970-nucleotide messenger RNA. RefSeq names its product transcription factor MYB3. The record is from RefSeq and is a predicted model, not a curated record. Bases 52 to 906 code for a protein of 284 amino acids. The transcript is spliced from 3 exons. NCBI's taxonomy places the organism in Eukaryota, Viridiplantae, Streptophyta, Pinopsida, Cupressales, Cupressaceae.
CAAAAUCAGAAGGAAGGAGCUGAUAUUGAGCAGUAGAAAGUGUAAGCAAAAAUGAGUGGAAAGAGAAUGUUGGAUGGGCUUAACCGAGGACAUUGGCACCUUCAGGAAGAUCUGCUUUUGAAGAAAUUUAUAGAAGCAAAUGGAGUGGAGCGUUGGAGUACGCUUCCUGCCAAAGCGGGUUUGAAGAGGUGUGGAAAGAGUUGCAGAUUGCGAUGGAUGAAUUACCUCCGUCCCAAUGUGAAGCGCGGUCACAUUUCUGAGGACGAAAAAGAUCUUAUUAUAAGGCUUCACAAACUGCUUGGAAACAGGUGGUCGCUGAUUGCCGCCCGUAUACCGGGAAGAACAGACAAUGACGUAAAGAACUUCUGGAAUAUUCAUUUGAGUAAGAAGUCAAGCUGCAAUGGAGUAAACCUCAAGCUAAAAGAUACCACCGACGCAAAAAUGACCUUAAAAUCCCCGGCCAAGAGGAAUUCUCAGUGUCAUAACUUAAAACUGCAAAUUGAUUCGACCCCCAGUCCAGAAAAAUUCAAGCAAUUAAAUCAUCUUUGCAAGGAAGAAUCAGAUAACCUGAAUAUAUCUACCAAGCUGAAAUAUAUGAAAAAAGCUUGCAAUACCAUAUCUUCAUGUGGGACAAGUGAACCACCAAGUACAGUAUACAAAACUCCAUCUCCAUCAAAGACUCCUGCUCAAGAGAAUUCUAAUGGAAUCCUAUGUGAUAUUCAGGAGACCAUAGAAGUUGUCACAACUCCAAGCCAAUAUCAAUCUGAUCACUUGCCAGAUUCUGAUUUGUUUUGGUCUGGUUGUGUCCCAUGGCUGGACUCCAACGAUUGUGAUUAUGUCUUUGACAGUACAAGUUAUUUUACCGAUGGGCAGCAGAAUAACCUCAUUUCUCACUUUGAUUUUUGAGACAUGGUAAUAAUGUUUCAGGUACAAUCAGAACUUCAAUUGUUGUAUAUUUUUUUCUAAUGGA